AUGGCGUACACCUCGUUCAGAGCACGAGCGCGAGCCGGAGUAUCCAUCAAACUUCCACUCUGGGUUCGGUGCAUAGUGAACGGCUUGAUGUUGGCAGUCGUGAUUGGGCCAGGUGCUUUCGUAUUGUGGGUUUCUAUCCGGACCGCCUUGGACAUGCAAGCAAUAGAGAUAGCUUCCAAGGAGAUCCUGACAGGCCUUCAUGAGGCGGCCCCAUCCUAUCGACCUGAAACAUACACCGUCAUGAGUCUGUUCGAGAUCUUGAAGCCCGGACAAGUCUUUGCCGUCCACACUGUUAAGCCCGACUUCCAUCACAUCGGCGGUGCUAGAACUGGGCCAUCGCUUAAAACUCUCGCGCGGGAUGCCAAACUCAUGCUAUUGGUAUAUUUAGUCCUUCAGCUUGUAGCCACAGCCCUCUACCUGCCCACAUCGAUCCUUGCCCUCCGGGGUCUUCGCAAGCAAACAGCACCUCCAUCGAGUGCAAGAUAUUCGGACGACAGCGAGAUGCUGAAGUACCAGACGCCGACGAUGAAGCUGAUGAAUGAUGGGCCUGCACGGGAAAGGGCAGAGCUCGAACGCGUGAGACAGAGGCUCAUCAAACACUCAUGUUUGCUCUACUUGGACACCAUCUUGUAUUGCCCGCUGCUCUGUUACAUGGGCACCCACGUGCACACCGCAAUCAUCGGAAACAUAAUCUUGGCUCUGUUGAUUCAGAACACCUUGUAUACUACUAGAGCAUCAGCAGCCCAUUCCAAUGUAGCCAUCGAGAGGUUAUCUUCUUAUGUCAAGCUUGAAAGAGAAACAAAGGAUACGACUCAUUCGGAAGUGACGAGUUUACAUAGUUUAACAAACCAGAUUAAAACUGCAGAUUAA
Molecule: messenger RNA, 870 nt
Organism: Puccinia triticina
Lineage: Eukaryota; Fungi; Basidiomycota; Pucciniomycetes; Pucciniales; Pucciniaceae
Exons: 6
Coding region: 1-870 (289 amino acids)
Source: RefSeq, a predicted model, not a curated record